AUGGUGGAUGAUGAGAGAAAUGGAGACUUUGAAAAUUUUGAUGGACUAGGAAAAGUUUUGGUUCCUGCCCAUCGACCAGGGCUGGGUUUUUAUGGAGAUGUUCACUUUGAUGAUGAUGAUGAACUGUGGAUGGAGGAUACAUCAGGGAUCAAUUUAUUCCUUGUUGCUUCUUAUGAACUUGGCCAUUCCCUGAAUCUCUUUGACUCAACCAACACUGAAGCUUUGAUGCCCAUCUUCAACAUAUUCACAGACUUGGCCAGCUUCCACCCUUCUCAAGAUGAUAUGAAUGACAUUCAGUCUCUAUAUGGACCUCUCCCUGCCUCUCCUGAUGACCCUAUGGUGCCCUCCAAGACUGAGACACCAGCCAUGUGUGAUCCUACUUUGUCCUUUGAUGCAGUCAGCACUCCAAGAGGAGUAAUCCUGUUCUUUAAAGAAAAGAUAUUUUGGUGCAUAUUCCACUGGAACCUCGAACCUGAAUUUCAUUUGAUUUCUACAUUUUGGCCCUCUCCUCCAUCAGACUUGGAUGCUACAUAUGAAGCAAAUAGCAAGGAUAUCAUUUUUAUUUUUUUAGGAAAUAAGUUCUGGGCUGUCACAGGAAUUGAGGUACAAGGGGGUUAUCCAAGAGGUAUGCACACCCUGGGUUUUCCUCCAACCAUAGGGAAAAUUGAUGCAGCUGUUUCUGAUAAGGAAAAGAAGAAAACAUACUUCUUUGUAGAGGACAAAUACUGGAGAUUUGAUGAAAACAGCCAAUCUAUAGAGCAAGGCUUCCCCAGGCUAAUAGCUGUUGACUUUCCAGGAGAUGAGCAAAGAGUCAAAAUAGUUUUCAAAUCAUUCAGGUUUUUCUGUUUCUUCAGUGGAUCGUCACAGUUUGUUGACCCUAACGCCAGGAUGGUGUCACAUAUAUUGAAGAAUAACAACUGGAUAUAUUGUUAG
Molecule: messenger RNA, 933 nt
Organism: Equus caballus (horse)
Lineage: Eukaryota; Metazoa; Chordata; Mammalia; Perissodactyla; Equidae
Source: RefSeq, a predicted model, not a curated record